Messenger RNA from Paecilomyces variotii, 1365 nucleotides. RefSeq lists its product as hypothetical. The record is from RefSeq and is a predicted model, not a curated record. Bases 305 to 1180 code for a protein of 291 amino acids. The transcript is spliced from 3 exons. NCBI's taxonomy places the organism in Eukaryota, Fungi, Ascomycota, Eurotiomycetes, Eurotiales, Thermoascaceae. Gene Ontology annotation, molecular function: oxidoreductase activity, acting on the CH-OH group of donors, NAD or NADP as acceptor. Gene Ontology annotation, cellular component: cytoplasm.
AACACGCACGUCUUUACAAAGUGCGCAUGCGACGACGCCGACGGCACCAAAUGCUGUUGAACCCCCUGUAGGUACCUAGUAAGUAUCUGCGAUAACUAAGAUACAAUGUUGAGCUAAGACGGAAUCUCUCCCCUGUCCUUGCAAGUGAGGGGUACUGAAGAAAUACAAGACUGUCCACACUGAUUGUGUGCACUUCACACUUGGAUAGCAAUAAUCGAGAAGCUGGUUCUAAUUGUCAUUAUCUUCCUUUUUUACUGUGUUUUCUUAAUUCAGUUCCUCGCUUCCUCGAAAAAAAAAGGCUAUCAUGACGAAUUGUCAGGGCCAAGGUCGCGUUGCAAUCAUCACCGGCGCUACUUCUGGAAUUGGAAUUUACCUAGCGAAAGACCUGUACGUUCAUGGCUGGAAAGUCGCUUGUGUCGGCCGUCGCCGUGAAGCCGGUGAAGCCCUCGUCAAAAGCCUGGGGGAGAAUGCGCGCUUCUUUCAAGCCGACUUAGAAGAUUACGCCAGCCAAGCUCGCAUGUUCAAAGCCGUAUAUGAUACAUGGGGCCACAUCGAUGCGCUCUGCGCGAACGCAGGAAUCGUCGACAAGAGCUCCGUAUAUAUACUCAACUGGAGAGGCAAGGAUGUGAACGAUAUACCCCCCGAGCCAGAUCUUUCGUGUACCGACAUUGAUUACAAAGGAGUUGUCUACGGCACCCAAUUAGCUAUCCACUUCAUGCGACAAAACAAACCGCAGCCAGGAGGGAAGAUUGUGGUCACGGGAAGCAUUGGUGGUAUUUUCCCGCAUAGAUCAUAUCCUGAGUACUGCAGUACGAAAUCCGCUGUGAUUACUUUCAUUAGAGGCGUCGCACCUCUCCUGAAACAAAAGGACAAUAUCUUCAUAAACACUGUCCUUCCUGGUAUCGUUGCCACUCCAAUUGUUCCUCCAGAAAUGAUUGAGGCAGUAACGCCGGAAUGCAUAACACCUGUCGAGACUGUCAUCAGAGGAUACCAUCAAUUCUUAGACGGUGAGACGGGGGUUACUGGGCAGGUCUUGGAGGCUUCUGCAGACAAAUUAGUUGCUUACGAUCUACCGGAAAUGGGCAGUGGUCGUGUAACUAAACGAGCGGUGACAGUCUGGGAACCUCUCUUCAGGACGAUGCACGGCGAAGAUUCGGGACUUCCAGAUGCAAUUCCGUAACUUGUGGGAUACUCUCUUUCGGGUAUCAUUGCAUAUGGAUUAUUUCCAUUUAGACGUCUCGAUCAUUCUUAGGCACAUGUCCUUGACAGAGAAAGGUAGCAUGAAUCUCGGGCCGUUCCGAUCUCCGCACGUCUAUGUCCGUCAACUGCUUAAAAUGCACAGAGUCUUCGUUAUUCUUACAGAAU